Aspergillus tanneri is the source of this 696-nucleotide messenger RNA. RefSeq lists its product as uncharacterized. The transcript is spliced from 3 exons. Lineage: Eukaryota; Fungi; Ascomycota; Eurotiomycetes; Eurotiales; Aspergillaceae. Bases 1 to 696 code for a protein of 231 amino acids. The record is from RefSeq and is a predicted model, not a curated record.
AUGUCCAAGCCUGUUGUGCUUAUCCUCGGAGCUGGCGCCAAUGUAGGCACAGCCGUGGCCCGCAAAUUUAGCCAAGAUGGGUAUCAGGUCGCAGUUUCUGCUCGUCGCAUUGCAAACGGCAUCUCACCUGAGGGGUAUAUCACGAUUCAAGCCGACCUGUCUGAGAAAACGGCAGUUCCUCAAAUUUUCGAGAAAGUGAAAUCUGCGGCCGGAAUCCCCAGUGUUGUUAUCUACAAUGCGGCAACUUUCACUCCUCCACCCUCCAACGCUCCACUUUCACUUUCCCCGGAAGCCCUGGAUCGUGACAUCUGGGUUAAUACUCACAGCGCAAUCAUUGCCGCUGAUCACGCAGUCCGGGGUUUUGAGCAGCUCCCGGAGACUGCAACGAAAACAUUUAUCUAUACUGGAAACUGGCUGAAUAAGACUAUUUCCGCGUCCAGUGCUCUUCUCACUUUAGGGGUUGGCAAGGCAGCAAGUGCCUACUGGAUUGGCUCGGCGAAUCAGACUUACUCUCAGAAGGGAUACAGGUUUUACUAUGCUGAUCAGCGUACACCGGAGGGAACAUCAAUGCGAACUGGCGUUGAUGGUGAGGCCCAUGCCGAAUUUUUUAAGCAGCUUGCCGACUGGCAGGACCCUUCCGUGCCGUGGCUUGCUACUUUUGUCAAGGGGAAAGGAUACGUUAAUUUUUCGCCUUGA